Messenger RNA from Angiostrongylus costaricensis, 1635 nucleotides. The record is from the annotation of a GenBank genome assembly. NCBI's taxonomy places the organism in Eukaryota, Metazoa, Nematoda, Chromadorea, Rhabditida, Metastrongylidae.
AUGCUUUACAAAGCUUACGCUGUUUCAUUACUAUCCAUUUUUGAAUGUGAUGUUUGUCAUGAAUUAUCGCCAGUUCUAGCUUCAACUAAGCCAGCGACGGGUAGUGCGGCCACCACUCCAGUAGACCGCAUUCCCCAUCCAUCGAAUAUGGUUCGAUCAUCAGAAAUGGAAGAUUUAAACCCUGCUCCUGCAAUUGCCGAACAAAAAGUCAAGUCUUCAACUGUCGCUAAUAUUGAGAGGUUGCAAAAAGAACGUGAGGAACGAAGAGCUCAGCAGAAUCAUGUGAAAAGACAGAAGGAGAUAGAGAAGAGCAUUGAUCCUGGUAAUCCAAAUUACCAGUUUUUGCUGAUGAUAAGAGAGUAUCAGUCACAGGUAAUCACAAUUCCGAACCGCGACCAUUUGAUCGUUCAUCAGCCACAAGUUAAGGUUGAUCUCACGAAGUACUUAGAUAAUCAAAAGUUUCGGUUUGAUUAUACAUUUGAUGAAAACACGUCUAACGAAAUGGUCUAUAAAUUUACUGCUCAACCUCUAGUUAAAACCAUUUUCGAGCAAGGAUUUGCCACUUGCUUCGCCUAUGGGCAGACGGGGAUCUAUGCUCUAACGGCAAGUGAUGUUUUCAAGAUGCAGCACUCGCAACAUUAUAAGAAGUUGAAUCUGUCUGUAAGCUGUAGUUUUUUCGAGAUCUACGGAGGAAAGGUGUUUGAUCUAUUGAAACAUAAAACUCUUUUGCGAGUACUAGAAGACGGUAAAAAAGAAGUGCAAGUUGUCGGUCUUCAAGAGGUGUCGGUCUCUUGUGAGAGUGAUGUUCUGGGGUUGAUUCGACAGGGUACUGACAUGCGUACAGCUGGUACAACGUCUGCGAACUCGAAUUCGAGCAGAUCACACGCCGUUUUUCAGAUUAUAUUGAGAAAGGACAAAAAAUUAUGGGGGAAAUUCUCGUUGAUAGAUUUGGCGGGUAAUGAACGUGGUCAAGAUACUGGUAAUUCUGAUAAACAAACACGCCAUGAGGGAGCGGAAAUCAACAAAGCAAUGGCUAAAAAUAGCCAGCAUGUCCCAUUUCGGACGUCGAAGCUGACGUUGGUUCUCCGUGAUUCCUUCAUUGGAGAAAAAGCACGCACUUGUAUGAUAGCAAUGAUAAGCCCUGGUAUGUCGUCUUGCGAACACACAAUUAAUACACUGCGCUACGCAGAUAGGGUAAAGGAGCUUGGUGCUGACGAAGGCGGUAACUCUCCGCCGCUAGGAGAUGAAGACCUAAUGCUACGAGAUGAUGUGGCUGGUGAUGGAAACAAUGAAGAUGCUGAUCUUUCACUUGUUUGUAGUAGAAAUGGGACGGAUAAGACUACGUACGACAUGAUGAAAAUUAUAUCAAGUUUGAAUGCAGCCGAGGAAGAUGCUUUAUAUAGUCAAUACAACGUCGAACAGAACAUGAAGACAUGGUUGAAAGAACUGGGAAAUUUGCUUGCACGUUCUAACACGGUUGAUUAUGAUACGGAAAAAUAUGUGCGGGAUUCACUUGCUCUGGUUAAGAAGGCCACUAUUUCUUUGAACGAGUGUAUGGAGCGUCUAGAGAAAUGGAAAGAGUUGCAAGUGAAGGAAGCUGAGAUGUCCAGCAAAAUAACAAGUAAGAAGAAGUAG